AUGGAAAGAACAACAUGCUUUGAACUUCCACCUGGCUUCAGGUUUCAUCCAACUGAUGAAGAGUUAAUUGUGUAUUAUCUUUGUAAUCAAGCAACUUCACAACCAUGUCCCGCAUCUAUCAUCCCCGAAGUCGAUAUCUAUAAAUUCGAUCCGUGGCAAUUACCAGAUAAAUCAGAGUUCGGAGAAAAUGAAUGGUAUUUUUUUAGUCCAAGGGAGAGAAAAUAUCCAAAUGGGGUGAGGCCUAAUAGAGCAACAGUUUCAGGUUAUUGGAAAGCUACUGGAACAGACAAAUCAAUCUUUAGUGGAUCUAAGCAUAUUGGGGUUAAGAAAGCUUUGGUUUUUUACAAGGGUAGGCCACCAAAAGGAAUCAAAACGGAUUGGAUUAUGCACGAAUAUAGGUUAAUCGGAUCAAGAAAACAAACCAAUAGACAAAUUGGAUCCAUGAGGCUAGAUGAUUGGGUGUUAUGUAGAAUCUACAAGAAGAAGAACAACACAAAAUCAUUGGAGACAAACCAUGAUUACUCAUCAAACCAAAACAACAUGACACAAAGAAAAGAUGAUAAUGAACAAGAAUUGGUGAAAUUUCCAAGGACAUGUUCCCUUACUAAUCUUUUGGAGAUGGAUUACAUGGGACCUAUAUCACAAAUAUUAUCAGAUGGAUCAUAUAAUUCAACUUUUGAAUAUCAAAUUAAUACUGCAAAUGAUGGAAUAAUGGUUGAAAUGGAUACUACUAACAACCCUUAUGGAGCUGAUUCAGGGAAGUACCGUGGGAACCAAGUAUGUGAUUAG
Molecule: messenger RNA, 789 nt
Organism: Lathyrus sativus (Indian pea)
Lineage: Eukaryota; Viridiplantae; Streptophyta; Magnoliopsida; Fabales; Fabaceae
Source: the annotation of a GenBank genome assembly